Lodderomyces oxycetoniae is the source of this 1050-nucleotide messenger RNA. RefSeq lists its product as uncharacterized. Gene Ontology annotation, molecular function: protein binding. The transcript has a single exon. Bases 1 to 1050 code for a protein of 349 amino acids. Lineage: Eukaryota; Fungi; Ascomycota; Pichiomycetes; Serinales; Debaryomycetaceae. The record is from RefSeq and is a predicted model, not a curated record.
AUGUCUCAUGCACCUCAAGCACCCAACUUGCCAGAAGGUUGGACAGCACAAUGGGAUGAAGAAUACAAAAGGUUUUUUUACGUUAACAAGUUUACAGGAAAAUCGCAAUGGGAGCUUCCUACUGAGGCAGCAAGGCCACAUGAAGGAGAGCAUAGGGAAUCAGGAUCAGCUCUGGAAUUUUACGAGCGUCCAAUUGAAGGACCUCAAUCAAGGUACGGCAGUGACUUGCCAGAUCAGGGACAGCAAGGGAAGAAUGAUCUGGGAGAGCAAUCUGAUAGAGGAAUAGGUUCCUUUGUUCUCAACCAAGCAAUUAAUUCCGUUAUGGGAUCUAAACAACAUGCAAAUAACAACAACAACAACAACAACAGCGGCGGCUUUGCUAGUGGGGCAAGCUUGGGUGGUGCUGCUGCUCUUGUAGGGAGCCUUUUAUCUUCCCAAUCAGGUCACACAAAUAAUUCCAGUGGUGGAGGACUUGGUGGAUUGUUAGGCAGUCUCGGUGGUGGUGGAAACAAUAAUCAAAAUCAUCAGCAAAAUUCUGGUCAAUACGGAGCUGGUGGUCGUUAUGAAAAUAAUAACAACAACAACAGUAAUGAAGGAGGAGGAAUUUCAGGAAUGUUGAGUAAUUUCUUAGGGGGUAAAUCUAACUCGAACGAAAAUCAUAAUCGACCAUCGGAGGGUAGUUUUGGUGGACAGGGAAGAUAUGAAGGUGGACAGGGAAGAUACGAAGGUGGGCAGGGAGGAUAUGAAGGUGGACAAGGUAGAUACGAAAGUGGACAAGGUAGAUACGAAAGUGGACAAGGUAGAUACGAAAGUGGACAAGGUAGAUACGAAAGUGGACAAGGUAGAUACGAAAGUGGACAAGGUAGAUACGAAAGUGGACAAGGUAGAUACGAAGGUGGUCGUCGUAAUGAUUUUGAUGAUGGAAAUAGAUUUGAAGGAGAAAGACACGGUAAUCGAAACGAACAAGGGAGAAGAAAUGAGUUUUACAAUGACGAGGGUGGCAGUUUUGGUUACAAAUAUAGUGGAAAUCAGCAAAAUAACCAAUGGUGA